AUGACUGACUCCAGCAGGCUUACUGCGGUGUCCACACUGACUGAUCUGAACGAUCGGACCUCAGCGUCAGACACAGAGUGUGGAGAGGAGCCUGAUCUCCAGCCAAGAGCUCUGGAGGCACCUCAGGCAGCGGAUGCAGAAGACACUGCAAUAUCAUCAUCAUCAACUGACAUCAUCGUGUCGAAGGUUGAUAACGUGUUGCUGUCUGAGAGUGGCAGACAGUGUUUCCUCUGUGAUUUUGGACUAUCUGAGACUCUCAAUCAAGAUGGAUACAGCACCAAAACCUUCAGAGGGAACAUUCUGCGUGGCACUGAGUCUCAUAUGCCGCCGGAGGUGACGAGGGGUGAUCCUCGCUCUGAUAAAGUGGACGUCUGGUGCAGCUGCUGUAUGUUACUGCACAUGCUCAACGGACACCAGCCCUGGACACGAUACUACCCUCAUCCUCUCUAUCUGAAGAUUGUGAGUGAGCCGCCUCCUUUAUGGGAGAUUCCACCUGACUGUGACCCGCUGACCUGUGAUGUCAUCAAAGGAGGACUGGUUAAAGAGCCGAGAGAGAGACAUUCGGCGUCAGAAUUACUGCAAAAGACGUAUGGGCUUUCUAGUCCUGAGGAAUCAGCUAAACAGCUUUCAGCAUCUGCAUUCAAGGAAUGUCUGAAUGUGGACUUGCACAAGACACCAUCCAUCACAGAAACUCCUGGCUUCCCAGAAGACCUCUCAGUACCCACAAUCCACUGGGAGAGUGAGUGGGAUGAAGAUGCUGAUAUGAACAGACUAAGAAGAGAGAAGAUGAGAAGCAGGAUGGACAGAUACUGGAGCGAGGAGGAAAAUAACGAGGAGCAAGACUUUUCAGAAGAUGACAGAGAGCUCGAAUCAGAUGAAGACACAUCGCAGAUCAAUGAUAGUGAUUUGAAGAGUCUUCGAGAGCUUGGAAGCGACUGGGCGCAGGAGUUGGAGCCGUUUCUACAGCUCCAGACACUUUAUUGCCCAAAAGAAGCUCAACUGCAGAGCCAAGACAGCUAUUUGGAGUCUGAAGAGGAGUCGGUCAUGCUGAGGGAGAGUGAUCAAAAAGGAAUACGUUUACCUGAUUCUCAUGGACCGCAACCUUUCACUUGCACCAUCCGCUGUGACUCUGUGCAAGGUCUUAGUGAUGAGGACUCUGAUGAUUUAAGCUCGGGGGUCUUUUCCUCCUGUAGUACCGCAGAUGGUCAAAGCUUCAAUGUGGAUUGGUCAGUGAACACUGAUCAGACGCCGUUUUGCUACUUUGAAGGACUUGGCGUGGAUAUAUGGGUUGAAGAUGUAAGUGGAGAGAGUCUAAAGAUCAGAGAGAGGCCACAGGUGAAAAUCGGACACAUAGCUGUGGGAAUCAGCGAACAGAUAUCUUUGAGGACCUUCAGUUUGGCCACCCUAGACGAGCGUCUGGUGUUUUCGGAAACAGAAGUGUUCGAGUCGGGCAUGUGGUUGCAGUGUGUUCCUGCUCCUGACGGCAGUCCCAGCUGGGAUUGGAUGAUCAGAGACGGAAAACUGGAGCUGCAAGAAUAUAAUGAACAUACAGAUACCUGCUCAACUGUGGCGCUCUAGCAAAAGUGACAAUUGCAAAACAAAAAGAACUGAGCUUUAUGCAUCCCAUUCCAUUAUUUUCGAGCUUUAUGAUGUUCACUUCAUUCAUUUGUGUAGUAACUUGUUUUUGAUUGAAUUUAAACAUUUUCAAAAUUCUCUGUUUUUCUAAGCUUAAUCAUAAUGUUUCAAAUUGUACGGUUUACUUUGUACACUGUUGAUAGUUUUGUUAAGAAGACAACACUGUUUAGCUUCAGUGCUAUACAUAAU
Molecule: messenger RNA, 1824 nt
Organism: Carassius carassius (crucian carp)
Lineage: Eukaryota; Metazoa; Chordata; Actinopteri; Cypriniformes; Cyprinidae
Product: mitogen-activated protein kinase kinase kinase 14-like
Exons: 11
Coding region: 1-1578 (525 amino acids)
Biological process (GO): positive regulation of canonical NF-kappaB signal transduction; protein phosphorylation
Molecular function (GO): protein kinase activity; ATP binding
Source: RefSeq, a predicted model, not a curated record